Amphimedon queenslandica is the source of this 3741-nucleotide messenger RNA. RefSeq lists its product as uncharacterized. Lineage: Eukaryota; Metazoa; Porifera; Demospongiae; Haplosclerida; Niphatidae. The record is from RefSeq and is a predicted model, not a curated record. Gene Ontology annotation, biological process: signal transduction. Bases 37 to 3591 code for a protein of 1184 amino acids. The transcript has 6 exons. Gene Ontology annotation, molecular function: protein binding.
GAGAAUGCUGCAGCUGACAAGUUAGAUCAAGAGAAAAUGAAAGGUGGUCAUGUUGAUCCUAAUCUAGAGCAGCAACCAUCAGUCAGUAAGGGACCACUUCAACCAGUGGAUGUCACUGCACAAUCUCACACACCACAACCAACAAUCACUGGAUCACAAUCAUCCACUCCUACUACUGUCAUUGAGCUCAGUUCAAAGAGUGAAGUUGCUACCAAUAUUGGAAGUCUUCAUUCUCGCUUUGCAACUCUUGAUACUAAACUGAGAGAUGAGUUUGAGGAGCUGGUGGAAAAUGGUAAAGUGACAAUUAAAGCUGUAGCUAGGAGUGCAGCUGCUUUUUUAAACAUUCGAGUAUCCAGUUUGAAAUAUGGCAAUGUUAAUGAACUAUUUGAUUCUCUUCAGCCUCAUUAUGAUUUCUUCAGUUGUGGUGUACUUAAACACUUGACAUACACUUACCUUUCAAAUGCACUGCAAACUGAACUAACUCAAUACAUUGAUAGUCUUGAUAAAUUCUCAGAAUCAUCACAAUUGAAGUACAUACGAUCAACAAUCAAAGAGAAAUUGUCAUCAUUACCAGCAGCAGCCUCACCAACCACUAGUGAUCAAACAAAACCAGUCAUAAUUAAACUGAAUGACAGAUGGGAAGAAAUGACAAUAAGUAAACUCAAGACAGUCCUCAAGCAUUACUUUGGAGUAACAUCAGAUCUCUUCAGUCACAUUAGCUUUGAUUAUGGUUCAUUUGUUAUUACACUGUCAAUACCAACCUCACUAUCACAGUCUAUUAUUGAUGCUAUCAAUAACAAAAAAGAAUCAAUGAGUAGAUUAGGAAUAUUGGAAGUUGCUGUUGACAAGGAUACAAUUCCUAUCAGAAGAGAAGACAAUGACAAUUUUGUCACUUCACUCUAUGAAUCAGUUAAAGCUGGUGAUAGUUUUGAAGUAUCAAUGCUACUGCAGUUAGGAGCUGAUCCUAACAGUAAAGAUGAGAGAGGAAAGAGUGCAGUAGAGAUAGCUAAUGAAGGAGGACACACUCAAAUAAAAAAAAUACUAUUAACUGGUGGAGGUGCCAAACAGUUAUUAGGAGACAGAGAACUAGAGAACCAAACUUUGCAGCCAGGAAUUAUAGAAAAGUGGCUAAAAGAAGGUGUUGUUGAGCUAACUGUUACUCGUGUUAACAUGCAUGGACCUCCUGGAGCUGGUAAAACCUGUGCUCAAGAUCUUUUGUUGAAUAACCCACCUACCGCCCACAUCACUGAUAGUACACCAAUUGCUCGUCCAGCUGUCAAAGCUACAAGAGUAUCUGUCGACAAUGAAGCUAUGAAAUGGGAGAAAGUUGAAAGAGAUGGUUUACUUGAAAGACUGGCUUCUGAUUUAAAGGAAGCUGCUGCUUCUCAGCCUAUGAAAGAAAUUUCAGCUACUCAGCAUCAAGAAGGUGUCUUUGGAAAUUCUUUUCCAAUUACAACAGAUGAACAGCAAAUUUCAGAAUCACAGGAUGAAUCUACUAGUGAAGAUGAUUCUGCUACUGAAACAGAAGAAUCUAUUGAUACUUCAAAUGAAAGUUUUUUAAUUGGCAAAGGUGUGAUUCAAGAAAUUGUGGACACAAUCCAAAGCUCAGAAGGUCAAUUAUAUUUAAGUGGUCAUUGGUUGUAUAUUAUUGAUUCUGGAGGUCAGCCAGCAUACCAGGAGCUGUUGCCAUUGUUUGUUAGAACAGCUUCUCUCAAUAUCAUCACACUUGAUCUCUCCCAACCUCUUGAUAAAAAGCUUGAUUUCCAAUACAGGAUUGGAGGGGAGACAUUUUCCUGUGGUUUGAACUUAAAGUAUUCAAAUCGAGAUUUCUUUUUGUCAGCAGUUUCUUCUGGAGCCAUUUUAAAACCAAUUCAUGUCCCUUAUGUCCUUGAAACACCUUCACAUCCAAUGAAUUUUGUACUUGGCACACAUUAUGAUCUCAUAAAUGAAGACAAACUUAAGGGGAUGAAUAAAGAGUUGAUGUCUUCAUUGAAGCCUGACGUAGAGAACUAUGUUGUCCCCAAUGUACGCGGAGAGUCUAUCAUAUUUCCUGUUAAUACGCUAGUCCCUGAAGAUAAAGGAAGAAUGAAAACAGGACAGGAUUUAUGUCAAUCAAUAGCAAAUUGUGGAGGCACUUCUCUUAAAAUAAAUGUGCCAAUUCGUUGGUUUGCAUUUGAGCUUUGGCUACAAAAAGUAGCAGAAGACAAAAGCCGCAGUUUUCUCAUAAUAGAUGAAGUUAUAUCUGCUGGUAAAAGGUUUAAAAUGAAUAAGGAUGAUACUAAGGAUGCCUUACAGUAUCUCCACAAUGUCACUAUUAUCCUGUAUUAUCCUGAUAUCUUGCCACAAUUAGUUUUUGUUGAUCCUAAGCCUAUUCUUGAGGUUCUAUCACGUCUGCUAGCUCUCACUUACGUUGAAAGGAAAGCUCUUCACUUAAUUGCCAACCCUGUGCCCUCUGAAAAAUAUAUAAGCAAGCUUCAUAAUGUUGGUUUUUUUAAAGAGAAGCUUUUGAUGAAUCACUUUACUUCACUUUUCUCUCCACCUAAUUUUGAGCCAUCUCAUUUACUUAAGCUUCUUAUUCAUCUUCGUAUCAUUGCCAGUGGAGAAGAUGGAGAUUAUUUUAUUCCUUGUGCUUUGGAGUCGUACACUGAACCACCUGAACCUCAAACAGAAAUUAAGCCUCUCCUUAUUGUCUGGCUGGAUAAUGAUGGUAUCAAUACUCUUCCAGUUCCACAGGGAAUGUUUCCAUUAGUCAUUACUCACCUCCUCAGUUACAAUGAAUGCCCUGGCAAAGUAGACUUCCCUCCUUUGGAUCCAGAUCAGUACUACAGGUAUCGUGAUGCACUUUCUUUCUGGAUUUUUAUUAAAAGGAAACGUUACACACUUCACGUAAUCAACCGCUACUCAGACAUUGCAGUUUAUUUUGAUGAAUCAGUUCAGGAAGCAAAAGCAAAGUGUCCUGAUAUUUGCAAAUUAGUCAUGAAGGCUGUCAGUGACAGUGCUGAUACCAUCAAUGUUGAACACAAUCAUGUCACAGCAUUCUCUUGCCCUAAGAGAAGCACUUGUUACUGUGUUGUAGAGGAAGACCAUUCCAUCAAUUGUACACUGUGCAAGAGGUCAGCUGAUAUAGCUGGUGAUAGCUACUGGUGCUGGUUUGGUAUAGUAGACUGUGGCCCUACAAUGAUAACCUCAGUGAGUGCAUAUUCAGGACACUCACAGGCACUUGAUGUAUGUGAUUUAGAUGAUAUCCUUACAGACUUGAAGGAUGGUCAUUAUUAUAGUAGCAAUUGGAAGGAGCUAGGACUCAAACUGGGACUAUAUGAUAAUACACUGAGUACUAUAUCUGCAAGUUCCUCUGAUAUAGAAGACUGCCUUAGAAAGUGUAUAGUUAAAUGGUUGCAGAGAGCUGAUGGUGUAGAUGUUAAAGGAGGAGCAACCUGGACCACACUAGUUAAUGCUCUUGAACAAUGUGACAGCGGCAAACCAACAGCUGAUCACAUCAGACGUAAGAGAUUAAAAAGAAAUGCUAAUCAAUCCCAGACUAAUGAUGAUGAACUGUCUCUACCAACAACUAAAAAGAAUAAAUCAUCUUGAUAGAAAGAUAUGCACGCACCCUUUUUAUCAUAAUUUGAUUUCUGAUUUGUAAUAUUAAAGUUUAAUUACAUGAUUACUAUUAGAGAUAUGUCAUUAUGAUCUGUGCCAUUCACAUACAUUAAUUUUUUAUUGGUCUUGAGUAAAACUUUU